AUGGUUUCUGACCACCAAGCCGUCAAGAACACACGCGUCGAUUCGUGGUGGUCGCCGCAGUCCCUCGAGCGUCGUCGUCAGAGGUGCGAAGCUGUCUUUGUGUCCACCCAUGGUUCUGAAGAAGGGUCUAUUGGAUUUUGUAACUUCCAUGGAGGUUAUGGUAUGGUGUGCGUCGUUCCCACUCCACCGAUGGGUGAGGUAAUCUGGAACGUAAGAAUCAAAGAACGAAACCAAAGUGUCGGCCGCGCUUCCGAAGCUCCGUCUGUUGAGAGUAAGCCGCGUCAAGUUCUUCUGACGCCCAGCUCUACAAUCACUGCAACAUCAUCUGGAGGCCUAAGGGCUGUGUUUUCUUCUCACCCCGGGUUGGAAGUUGAACGACGCCCGGCGGGCGGCCGAGCCUUUGCCAACGCGGCGCCAAGAAGAGCAAUUAAAUCGGACACGGAGGAUACACAAAAGCUCCGUACAAACAGGCCAUGUACGGAGUUCGUUACGGCGUGUCUCACGUCCCGUAACCCCCGUAGACCGACCAGCCAUGGGGUUGUGAAACUUUCGAACUUCUGA
This is a messenger RNA of Colletotrichum acutatum, 561 nucleotides long. RefSeq lists its product as uncharacterized. NCBI's taxonomy places the organism in Eukaryota, Fungi, Ascomycota, Sordariomycetes, Glomerellales, Glomerellaceae. The record is from RefSeq and is a predicted model, not a curated record. Bases 1 to 561 code for a protein of 186 amino acids. The transcript is spliced from 3 exons.